Molecule: messenger RNA, 2076 nt
Organism: Cynara cardunculus var. scolymus (artichoke)
Lineage: Eukaryota; Viridiplantae; Streptophyta; Magnoliopsida; Asterales; Asteraceae
Product: DNA repair protein XRCC2 homolog
Exons: 2
Coding region: 300-1277 (325 amino acids)
Biological process (GO): double-strand break repair via homologous recombination
Cellular component (GO): Rad51B-Rad51C-Rad51D-XRCC2 complex; replication fork
Source: RefSeq, a predicted model, not a curated record
UCGUACUGUUUUAGUUUUGAUGUUAGAAGCAGAAAUUCUGAAUUCAGAAGUUCGAAUUGGGAUGUAGUUUUUUGGUGCAGAAACGAGAAAAUUCCCGUGAAUUUUAGGUUGAAGUUUCAUAGAUUAGUGCUGUAAUAAGUUUCAGUUCUUUAAGUGCAAUCAUUGAACUUCUUCUCUAUAUCUAAUACGCGGAUUUUUGUGAAUUUUGAAGUUGAGAAAACAACUCAUUCGAAACUCAAAAGUGGAAGAAGGGUUGAUUUAUUGCCUUAUAAACACCGUGUGAUCGACUGACACUAAAUAUGGCUAAACGGUGGAUAAAUGGAGAUGAGAGCGCAAAACAAAUGCUGGGAAGGGUUCUUAAAGAGAGACCAUUGCUGCUUCUGCCUCACCCCCUUCAUAGGAUACCUCUUGUUGUCAGCAACAUUGUUGAGAUUGUAGGCCCAUCUCCUUCUGCCAAAACUGAGAUUUUGCUGCAGGUGGCUGUUAGUUGCAUUCUUCCCAAGAGUUGGAAUGGGGUGCAAUAUGGAGGUUUGGAACAUUCUGUGUUGUUCUUGGACUUGGAUUGUCGACUUGACAUCUUUCGCCUUUCUCAUUGUCUAAAGCUACGAAUAACUGAAGCUAAUAGAUUGCACAAAAUCACAAAGAAACAAAAGGGUUUUGAUGUUUCUAACCAUAUUCCAGAGCAUCAAUGCAAGUAUGAUGACAUGGACUUGUUUACAGAGUGCAUGAAACGGUUUUCAUACACCCGAUGUUAUGAUAGUUUUGAGUUUCUUGCUGCUUUAAAGGUAUUGCAUCACAAACUUGAGAAAGAAAGAAACAUGGAUGGCAGUGGUGUUCAUGUCCUUAUGAUCGACAACAUUGGAGCAUUUUAUUGGAUCAAUCGUGGUUUCUCAUCACUGCCACAAGGGAACCCCAACAGGAAAAACUUUUCUCUUCAAAGUGUGUUUGAAACUGUUGUUCCUGAGAUUAAGAAGCUCUUGCUGCUGCAUCCCAUGCUUGUUUUAGCUACAAAGAUGGUUACAUAUCAAGUCAAAAGUUCAUAUUCUAGCUGGGUUUCAGGUGUUGCUUCAGAAGUGAACAUCGGAAAAGGCACCUAUCGUGAGUAUAUGCCAUCAAUUUGGCAGUCCUUUGUCACACACAGAAUUCUUGUGAGAGCUUCGGAUGACAAAAGAAAGCUCCAGGACCGAGUUUGCUAUUUGGCAGAGUGGUUAUUGCCGGCUCUAAAUCUCACAGAUGAGUUUGUUGUUGGGGACGCUGGAAUUUUGAUGUCGUUGUGAGGAUAACAACCCCACAAAUGGGCAUGAAAUUGAUUUUUUGACAAUUGAACAGUUUGCCUGAAGAGGGCUCUGCCUGAACAUUAAAUCCCAAGGGGACCUUUAUGGAGGUCUUAGAACUCUUUUACAACUCUGAUGACAAACAGUGGUGGAAAGACACACAAAGCAGAGAGAUUUCUUGUGGAUAACAGAUGGAGUUAGCCAAUGAAAAGCAUUUCCCAUGUAAUUUCUCUUCUUUUCAAAAGACAAGUAAAAACGUUUAAACUGGAAUUUUGUUACCAAAAUGUGUCGAAACUAGAUCAAUGCUAGAGGAGGGACAAAAGUCCUUGAAAAUGUGCAUUACUUCAUAUUUUUAGAUUGUAAAUUCUCUCAAGCCGUCAAUACUUCAUUCAAAAAUAGAGUUAAAAUGGUAAUCCUCUGUUAUUCAGAAUAUUUAUCAAAUGGUCAUUUUCUGUUUAGGACUUGAUUUAGACAGUUUGAAUCAUGAGACUCCAUCAUUUAGGACUGUCAAAUAUAUAGGUUUUAGGAUGAAGAUUUUUGAACAUCAUUUGUGCGUGAUUAUUGACCAGAUCCACGAAACAAAUCUCAAGUCCUUUAUUAUAGAGACAAGAUUCAAGAAAUGUUCCUAUUACCUCUAAUUAUGCUGAUUGCUGAGGAUAUUGUUCAUGUUUCGAUCUUAACAAUUGGCUGGGGAACUGUAAUCCAUGGACCAUAAAAAAGUGUUAAGAGGAUGUGAUGUGUGGGUUUCUGUUAACAGAAAAAGGAAUCAUCUGUUACUUGCACCAAGAUUGAAAGCUAUUUU